CUCACUCACUCACUCACUCACUUGCCCACGCCCUCCUAAAAAACUCAAACUCUCCAGCCAACCAGCCAAACCAGCGACCACGAUCCAUCGCCACCAUGCCCGCGAUCCGCUCGCACGCGUCGCGGACCAAGAAGCCGCCCGCCGGCUUCGACGACAUCCGGGACGACCUCGAGAUCUUCAACAUCAAGAUGAAGGACGCGCAGAACACGCCCACGAACGGCGUGCCCAAGCACCAGGCCCAGUGGCCCAUCUUCCAGAUCUCCCACCAGCGCAGCCGCUACGUGUACGAGCUGUACUACGAGAAGGAGGCCAUCUCCAGGCAGCUCUACGACUGGCUGCUCAAGAACGGGUACGCGGAUGCCAUGCUCAUCGCCAAGUGGAAGAAGCAGGGGUAUGAAAAGUUAUGUUGCCUUCGCUGUAUCCAGACCAAGGAGACCAAUUUCCAGUCCACGUGCGUGUGCCGAGUCCCCAAAACGCAGCUGAAGGAUGAACAGGACGUACAAUGUGUUGGCUGCGGCUGCAGGGGUUGCGCUUCCAGCGACUAGAUCACAAUCACUUACUUCUUGUUCUCUCUGGUGGUUGGGUUUCAUCUCACCGUGGCGUUAGGGGUUUGUUGGCAUUGCGGUUAAUCGGGUUAAUUCUACAAGUUUUUCUAGCAUACCUGUUCGGAGUAUGGCGAUUCGUUGUCACAUUGGGCUGCACGAUAUCAGGGAACUUCUCUGGGACAUUACAGG
Messenger RNA from Hypoxylon fragiforme, 734 nucleotides. RefSeq names its product cell cycle control protein cwf14. The coding region runs from base 96 to 545 and encodes 149 amino acids. Gene Ontology annotation, cellular component: spliceosomal complex; nucleus. Gene Ontology annotation, biological process: mRNA splicing, via spliceosome. Lineage: Eukaryota; Fungi; Ascomycota; Sordariomycetes; Xylariales; Hypoxylaceae. The record is from RefSeq and is a predicted model, not a curated record. The transcript has 2 exons.